This is a messenger RNA of Eublepharis macularius, 1759 nucleotides long. RefSeq names its product 3-hydroxybutyrate dehydrogenase 2 (gene BDH2). Gene Ontology annotation, molecular function: 3-hydroxybutyrate dehydrogenase activity. Gene Ontology annotation, biological process: siderophore biosynthetic process. Lineage: Eukaryota; Metazoa; Chordata; Lepidosauria; Squamata; Eublepharidae. Gene Ontology annotation, cellular component: cytoplasm. Bases 104 to 841 code for a protein of 245 amino acids. The record is from RefSeq and is a predicted model, not a curated record. The transcript has 10 exons.
AGGGCAAAGGUCUCAAAGCCAGUAGCUACCGAACUCCUGCGGCAAUGCGGUUGUUCUUUCAACUGUGGUUCAUAAGAGGGCUCCAAUCUCAAAAGGUUGCACCAUGGGACGGCUUGAUGGAAAGAUUAUAGUACUGACUGCUGCAGCUCAAGGGAUUGGCCGAGCAGCUGCAAUUGCUUUUGCAAAGGAAGGAGCCCAAGUCAUUGCUACGGAUGUCAACGAGUCCAAACUUCGAGAACUAGAAGCGUUUCCAGGCAUUCAAGUUCGGGUGCUGGAUGUCACCAACAAAGGGCAAAUUGAGAAUCUGACCAAGGAAGUGACAAAAAUCGAUGUUCUCUGUAAUGUUGCAGGAUACGUACACCAUGGGACCAUUUUGGAUUGUGAGGAAAAAGACUGGGACUUCACAAUGACACUCAAUGUUCGUAGCAUGUAUCUGAUGAUUAAAGCAUUCCUUCCUAAGAUGCUUGAGCAGAAAUCCGGUAAUAUUAUCAAUAUGUCAUCUGUGGCAUCCAGCAUCAAAGGAGUGGCUAACCGGUGUGUCUACAGCACCUCGAAGGCAGCAGUCAUUGGUCUCACCAAGUCUAUUGCGGCUGACUUUAUUGAACAGGGCAUCAGGUGCAACUGUAUUUGUCCUGGCACUGUUGACACUCCUUCUCUACGCGAGAGAAUCCAGGCCAGGCCUAAUCCUGAACAGGCACUGAAGGACUUUGUGGCCAGGCAAAAGAUGGGUCGGCUGGCUACGGCGGAAGAAGUAGCCCACCUCUUUGUCUAUCUGGCUUCUAAUGAAUCAGCCUACAUGACCGGCAAUGAAUGCAUCAUUGAUGGUGGCUGGAACCUGUGACUGAUUUUUCUGAUGAUUCCUUUUGCAAAUGGCAAAGUGCUCUUUGGAGAACAGAAAUGCCAAACUCCAUAAGCUUUUACAGGCAUUUCAUUUUCCCUCCUGUCUGUCCUUCUGUUGCAAAGAGAUCAUCUUUUCCAAAUCUCAUUCCAGCAGAUAAUAAGAUACUUCCUCUGACUAGUGCAUCAGUUGCUAGGCAGAAUGUAGUUAACUGAAUGUCAGGCACUCAUUGGAUGUUAUACGUGACACAAGUAAUUGUUAGCAGCCCAAGUCUUGCCUCAAUGUUUCUGUACCAUGUUGGAGGAGUGUUUGGGGUUUAACAACAACAACAACAACUACAUGCUUAUAUACUACUCUUCUAAAAAGAUUAGAGCAUACUCAGAGUGUUAUUAUUAUCCCCACAAUGCAGUUGGGGAACUGAGGCUGAGCAGAAUGGCUUACCCAAGGCCACCCACUGAGCUCCUAGCAGUGGUGGGAUUCAAACCAGCAGAGUGCUUAUUUACAGUCCAGCCACUUAACCACUAUGCUACAGAAGCUUAUUGCAUAGAGGCUAUAUUCUUCAUUGCUAUAAAACAUCAAUGCAGAAAUACUUUCCUAGCUUUUAACAGUGAUGGAUAGCAAUAAGAUGCCUUUAGUGCAGACAUGCAUGUAGAGAAGUACAAACACAUUAAUGGUCCACCACUUUAGCUUUUUUAGUUUGUGUUUUGUUCAUUAAAGAAUGUGCAAUUCCUAUUCCUGCAUUGGCACCUACAUCUAACCUAACUAGAAAAAAAGAGAGAGGGCAUCAAACAGGACAGUUACCUCUUGCUAUUCAAUGAAAGUAUCAUAGAAAUGUUAAAUUGGGGCACAGUUUGAUCAUGUAUAAAAAUACCAAAUUACUUUUCUUCAGUUCUUGAUAGAACCAAUAAAAUGUCAUUCUUA